UGCAUAACAGCAUUGUACAUGUAUAUAAAGGAAAGGAAGGCCCGUUCAGCACAUUGUCAUCAUGUUCCUACAGUCAACCUUACUUUCACUGUGCGCCACGGCAGCACUGUGGGGAGUAGUUUACACCGUCGUUGAUGAUGUUGCAGUGGACGCUGUCAUAAACGCUGGGAUGGGAUGUCACCAGACACCUGGGUUAGCUGUGGCAGUGGUGAAAAAUGGCAAUGUCGUCAUGUCGCGGGGGUUCGGUGUUAGCAACAUCGCCGCAGCAACGCCCGUCACUAACACAACGUUAUUUGGAAUAGCGUCGUUGUCUAAAGCGUUCACCACCACGUUGCUCAGUAAAAUACUCAAAGACCGCACAAGGUUUUUCAUCAACACGAAUGUGUACAAGAUCCUGGGUCGGUACAAGUUCAACAACACCCUGCGGUCUGUGUACGCCACAGUGGAGGACUUGAUGGCGCACAGGAUGGGCAUCCCCAGGAACAACUACCUCCGGCUGGACGACACCCUCACUCGGGACAACCUCCUCAGCCGGGUGAAGUACCUCCCCAGUGUCGGCGGCUUCAGAGACAGCUUCUACUACAGCGACCUCAUGUACGGACUGCUGACCCACAUCACGGAGUUCCUCACAAAGAAGGCUUGGGAGGACAGCAUGACCGACAUCAUAUUCAAGCCCUUACACAUGGACUCCACCACAUUUGGAACUCGAGUGGACUACAGUGCACCAAAUAUGGCAACGCCUUAUUCUGAACAGAGUAGCAAGCUUGUUGUGCCAUCGUCUCAAUUUAUCCGUCACUGGGCAAAGCUGGGUGGAUCUGGGUCGGUGGUCAGUACCGCAGACGACAUGGCCAAGUGGAUGUUGUUCCAUCUGAGUGGCGGGAAAAACCGCGAGGGCAACCAAGUGGUGGCGGAAGAUCUGCUAAAGGAAACAUACAAACCCAGGAACGCUAUCUCCGGUGGUUCAAUAAACACCUACUUCAGCAGACCGAAGACACCAGUUACAAUGAGCAACAACGGUUACGGCCUUGGAUGGAAGAGCGGAUAUUACAGAGGAAUACCAAUGGUACAGCAUUCAGGCAGCACAUUCGGAUACCGGAGUUUCCUGACUCUCCUCCCAGACAAGAACCUGGGUGUGUUCGUGACGAUGACGGGUUACGACCCAGACUACUGGUUCAGGGGGUCGCUCAGCGCCUACCUGAUGGACGUGUACCUGGGGGAGGCGCCCUGGAUCAACACCAGCACCAUCUGCUCCUUCCCCGACCCCUGGCGCACAUCUAGUACACGGAGACGUUCUAGACCCCGUAAAGGCUCUGGUAGAAGGUUGACUAGGAGGAGGCGGGCCACAUCUCACACUGCUAACCUAGCCCUCCAGGCGUACAGCGGAACGUUCAGAAACGAAGCCUACGGGAACAUCAUCAUCCACUACGACAGCGCGUCCCACGAGUUGAAGGCCACAUAUGGUAUCGCCAGCUGGGUCCUCGCGUCACGUGGAGGGGACACUUUCAGAGCUACCUGGGACAAACCCGCUCCCAUUCUCAAUUUUAAUUUCGUUUUCAAGACAUCCAGUGGCCAUGCUUAUGCACUCAUUCCAAGUUUUGAGCAUAGCUCUCCUCCUGUAUUCUAUCGAACUGGUGGCAGUGACCCCAUUAUUGGGUGACCUGUUACUGCUCCCAAUAAACAGUGUUACUUAUCAACUGUGUCAGCUGUUA
Haliotis rubra (blacklip abalone) is the source of this 1709-nucleotide messenger RNA. Its product is annotated as protein flp-like. NCBI's taxonomy places the organism in Eukaryota, Metazoa, Mollusca, Gastropoda, Lepetellida, Haliotidae. The coding region runs from base 62 to 1657 and encodes 531 amino acids. The transcript has 6 exons. The record is from RefSeq and is a predicted model, not a curated record.